AUCCCUGAGAGCAGGCACAUUCUUUGUUAGGGAUGAUGUCGUACCUGAAAGUAAUGAUCAUAUGGAACAUAAUUUGCGUAUCCCUGGUGAUCCUUUCACUGUCCCCAGUUCAAGAAGUGGCUUCUCAAGCAGUCUCCUGCAAAGGACGUUGCUUUGAAGUCUAUCAAAGAGGAAGAGAGUGUGACUGUGAUGUAGACUGCAAACAAUACGGAAAAUGCUGCCCAGACUACGAUGAACACUGUGAAGAAUUACACACAGAAAAUCCAGUGCCCAAGACUCCUCCCCCAAACAAAUCAACAUCUAAAAGGUCAUCUACAGAUGAGGAAAAAAAGCCAGAGGAAGAUAUUGGCACUGCGACCAGUCCUCCUCCAACUACAAAACAGCCUGAUACAAGAGCCCCAAGCAAAGCAAUUACUACUAUACCAUUUACUCAAAAACAUACUUUACAACCUACCACAAGUAUUACCACAAAACCGAAGACUACCACCCAAAAGGCUGAGGAAACAACCCCUGAAGGCACAGAGGCACCAACAACCCCAAAAGAUGAAGAGAUAACCCCUGCAGCCACUGAGGCACCGACAACUCCCAAUCCUGAGGAUAUGACCCCUGAAGCCACAGAAGCACCAAUAACACCCAAAGCUGAAGAGACAACCCUCGAAGCCACUGAGGCACCAACAACUCCCCAUCCUGAGGAUACAACACCUGAAGCCACUGAAGCACCAACAACACCCAAAGCUGAAGAGACAAGCCCUGAAGCCACGGAAGCUCUGACUACCUCCAAAGCUGAGGAGACAACCCUUGAAGCCACGGAGGCACCGACAGCACCUAAAGCAGAAGAGACAACCCCUGAAGCCACUGAAGCACCAAUAACACCCAAAGCUGAAGAGACAACCCUCGAAGCCACUGAGGCACCGGCAACUCCCAAUCCUGAGGAUAUGACCCCUGAAGCCACAGAAGCACCAUUAACACCCAAAGCUGAAGAGACAACCCCUGAAGCCACUGAAGCACCAACAACUCCCAAUCCUGAGGAUAUGACCCCUGAAGCCACUGAAGCACCAACAACCCCCAAAGCUGAAGAGACAACCCUUGAAGCCACGGAGGCACCGACAACACCUAAAGCGGAAGAGACAACCCCUGAAGCCACUGAAGCACCAAUAACACCCAAAGCUGAAGAGACAACCCUUGAAGCCACUGAGGCACCAACAACUCCCAAUCCUGAGGAUAUGACCCCUGAAGCCACAGAAGCACCAAUAACACCCAAAGCUGAAGAGACAACCCCUGAAGCCACAGAAGCUCUGACUACCUCCAAAGCUGAGGAGACAACCCUUGAAGCCACGGAAGCACCAACAACACCUAAAGCGGAAGAGACAACCCCUGAAGCCACUGAGGCACCGACAACUCCCAAAGCUGAGGAUAUGACCCCUGAAGCCACAGAAGCACCAACUACACCCAAAGCUGAAGAGACAACCCUUGAAGCCACUGAGGCACCAACAACUCCCCAUCCUGAGGAUACAACACCUGAAGGCACUGAAGCACCAACAACACCCAAAGCUGAAGAGACAACCCCUGAAGCCACGGAAGCUCUGACUACCUCCAAAGCUGAGGAGACAACCCUUGAAGCCACGGAGGCACCGACAACACCUAAAGCAGAAGAGACAACCCCUGAAGCCACUGAGGCACCAACAACUCCCAAUCCUGAGGAUAUGACCCCUGAAGCCACAGAAGCACCAACUACACCCAAAGCUGAAGAGACAACCCCUGAAGCCAUGGAAGCUCUGACUACCUCCAAAGCUGAAGAGACAACCCCUGAAGCCACGGAAGCUCUGACUACCUCCAAAGCUGAGGAGACAACCCUUGAAGCCACGGAGGCACCGACGACACCUAAAGCGGAAGACACAACCCCUGAAGCCACGGAGGCACUGACAACUCCCAAUCCUGAGGAUAUGACCUCUGAAGCCAUAGAAGCACCAACAACACCCAAAGCUGAAGAGACAACCCUCGAAGCCACUGAGGCACCAACAACUCCCCAUCCUGAGGAUACAACACCUGAAGUCACUGAAGCACCAACAACACCCAAAGCUGAAGAGACAACCCCUGAAGCCACGGAAGCUCUGACUAACUCCAAAGCUGAGGAGACAACCCUUGAAGCCACGGAGGCACCGACAGCACCUAAAGCGGAAGAGACAACCCCUGAAGCCACGGAGGCACCGACAACUCCCAAAGCUGAGGAUAUGACCCCUGAAGCCACAGAAGCACCAAUAACACCCAAAGCUGAAGAGACAACCCCUGAAGCCAUGGAAGCUCUGACUACCUCCAAAGCUGAGGAGACAACCCUUGAAGCCACGGAGCUACCGACAACACCCAACGCUGAGGAGACAACCCCUGAAGUCAUUGAGACACCGAAAACUCCCCAUCCUGAGGAUACAACCCCUGAAGCCAUAGAAGCACCAACAACCCCCAAAGCUGAGGAUACGAUACCUGAAGCCACUGAAGCACCAAUAACACCCAAAUCCGAAGAGACAACCCCUGAAGCCACAGAAGCAUUAAAAACACCCAAAGCUGAAGAGACAACCCCUGAAGCCACUGAAGCACCAACAACUCCCAAUCCUGAUGAUACAACAGCUGAAGCCACUGAAGCCCCAACAACACCCAAAGCUGAAGAGACAACCCCUGAAGCCACGGAAGCUCUGACUACUCCCAAAGCUGAAGUGACAUCCCCUGAAGACACAGAGGCACCGACAACCCCAAAAGAUGAAGAGAUGACCAUUGAAGCCACAGAAGCUCUGACUACCCCCAAAGCUGAGGAGACAUCCCCUGAAGACACAGAGGCACCAACAACACCCAAAGCUGAAGAGACAACUCCUGAAUCCACAGAAGCUCUGACUACCUCCAAAGCUAAGGACACAUUCUCUGACGCCGCGGUGGCACCAAUAACUCCCAAAGUCGAAGUGACUACCCCUGAAGCAACGGAGGCACCCACAACAUCUAAAGCGGAAGAGAGAACCCCUGAAACUACGGAGGCCAUGACAACUUCAAAACCUGAGGAUAUGACCCCUGAAGACACUGAGGCACCAGCAACCCCCAAAGAUGAAGAGAUGACCGCUGAAGCCACAGAGGCACCAUCCCCCAAAGCUGAGGAGAUAACCCCUGAAGCAACGGAGGCCUCAACAACUCCCAAAGUCAAAGUGACUACCCCUGAAGCAACGGAUGCUCUGACAACACCCAAAGUGGAAGAUACAACACCAGGAGCCACUGAAGCCACAACAGCCCCCAAAACUGAAGAGACAAUCCCUGAAGCAACAGAGGCCCCAACAACCCCUAAAGUGGAAGAGACAACCCCUGAAGCAACGGAGGCUCCGACAGCUCCCAACGCUGAGGAGACAACCCCUGAAGCCAUUGAGACAUCAAAAACCCCGACAGUUGAAGGAACAACCCCUGAAGCCGUGGGGGUCUCAAUAACCCCGAAAGUCAAGGAGACAACCCCUGAAGCCACAGAUGUCCCAACAACCUCAAAAGCUGAGGACACAACCCCUGCAGCCACAAAGGCUGUGACUACCCCAAAAGCCGAAGAGACAACCUCUGCUGGCACAGAGGCCCCAGCAACCCACAUAGUUGAAGAGUCAACCCCUGAAGCCACUGAGAUACUAACUCCUAAAGCCAAAGAGACAACACCUGAAGCCACAGAGGCACCAACAACUCCCAAAGUCAAGGAGACAAUGCCCGUAGCCACAGUGGCCUCAAUGACUCCCAAAGCUGAAGAGACAACCCCCAGAGACAAAGAGACUGCAUCCUCCAAAGUUGCACAGACAACCCCUGUUGCCAUAGAGGCACUGACAACCUCAAAAAACGAGAAUCCAAUCACUGAGGCCACAGAUCCCCUAACAACCCCUGAAACCAAAGGGACAACCCCUAAAGGCACAGAGAGACCAACAACACCUAAAGCUGAACAGAUAACCCCUGAAGCCUCUGAGGCACCAACAACACCUAAAGCUGAGGAGACAACCCGUAAAGCCACAGAGGCACCAACAACCCCUAAGGCUGAGGAGACAACCCCUAAAGCCACAGAAGCACCAACAACCCCUAAAGCUGAGGAGACAACCCGUAAAGCCACAGAAGCACCAACAACCCCUAAAGCUGACGAGACAACCCCUAAAGCUACAGAAACACCAACAACCAAGGCUGAUUCUCCCACCACCCCCAAAGCUGAGGAUAAAACUGCUAGUGCCACAAAGGUGCCAACAACCCUCAAAGAGAAAGAAAUACCUAAGUCCACAAAUGCUUCAAUAUCCCUUUCUGACUCUGCCACCAUUCCUAAAGUUGAACUAUCUACACCUACAGCCACAAAUGUUAAACAAGGUACAACUACUACAUACAGCAAACAAGUAAGUACAACUGAUAAAAGUGUCAGAACAACAGCUAAGCCUAUUACAACCCCUGUAACCAUAGGGACCUCAACUAAAAAAGAAACAACCACAGAGAAAAAGGAAGUAACAACACCCAGGAAAGAGAAAACUACCAUGCUUAAAGACAUUUUGAAAGACACAACUAUGGUAACUAUUUCAGAUACAACUCCUGCACCCAAUCAAGCUGUUACUACAACAGCUGAAUUAGAAGCAACUACUACAUACAAAAAGGCUGCAACAGCUACAAAAGGAGAAGCAAUCCCAGCUACACAAGACAAAACUCCCAUACCAAAAGAGACUUCACCAUCAACAGCUAAAAGAGAAGAACAUGCUGUGGGAACCAUGACCGUAACAAUAUCAGCAGCUACAAGCAUUAUACACAAGCCCACUAUGCUGUCAACAACUGCCAAAACAGAUUCAACUCCUAAACCCAGGGAGAUUGUGACAAUGACUAGAAGAGACACAACUACAGAAACUACACAGGCUGCACCAGCAGUUGCUGAGUGCAUCAUUCCCUCUAAAGAGACAACAGCUAGUGAAAAAGAGAUGAGCACCCUUGCCAAGGAAACUAGCUAUACUACUGAAAAAGAAACAGAAGACGCCCCUGAAAAGUCCCCUAGCCUUGACAAGAAAGAAGAAACUACAGUGAAUGGAGGUAGAAAAACAACAGAUAAAAAAGACAUAAUAGAAGAAAUGUUUCUUAUUUCUAGAGGGAUAUCCAAGCCAACUAUACAUUUCCAGGAGAUUACUGACACACAUGAUGAGCCUUCUCCAUCCAGCCCUGAAACCAUGCCAGUAGAAAAACCUGAGAUAAGCAAGCCUUUGAUACAAACUGCAGACAUGCCAAUUUUAUCUGGAGGAGCAGAAAUGGAGAAGGCUGAUGAGAAGGACUUGUGCAGCGGGAAGCCGGCGGAUAGCAUGGUUGCCCUGCCCAAUGGAACCCUGGCUGUCUUCAGAGGUCACUACUACUGGCUGCUGAAUGGCAGGACCCCGCCAACAACCAGUCCCCGCCGGAUCAGUGUGGGCUGGGGCAUCCCAUCCCCCAUUGAUGCUGUCUUCUCCAGGUGCAACUGUGAUGGCAAGACUUUCUUCAUCAAGGGUCCUCUAUACUGGCGUUUCACUAAUGGUGUAAUGGAUAAAGGCUAUCCCAAACCUCUCACAAAUGGAUUUGCAGGGCUAAGUGGGAAAGUAAGGGCAGCCCUCCCAGUAGCAAGUUACAAUAGCAGACCAGAAUCUGUUUAUUUUAUCAAAAAAGAUGGCAACAUGCAACAGUAUGUAUACAGGCAAGAACCAGCCAAGAAGUGCCAACAGAAAGCACGCAUUACCAUAAGAUACCCAGCUUUUGUCCCAAGACUUGUAAUAAGGAGACGCUUUCAACGUGCAGUAGGAAUGCCAGCAGUUAUUCAGACUGUCAGAAUCAAUCCAUACCAAUCUGGAGUUUUGCGCAAGGAAAUCAAAGUGACUGCCUACUGGAGAGGGCUCCCCAAAGUAAUUCAUUCGACGAUAUCAGUACCCAACUACAAUAAGCCAGAUGGCUAUGAUUAUUAUGCCUUCUCUUACAAUCGGUACUACAGUUUGGAUGUGGGCAAAAGAACAGCAAGACCUGUUACCGCCCUCACGGGAAAGACUGUAUCUAAAGACUGGUAUAACUGUCCUGAAAAAUGA
Messenger RNA from Gallus gallus (chicken), 6068 nucleotides. RefSeq names its product proteoglycan 4 (gene PRG4). The transcript is spliced from 11 exons. Gene Ontology annotation, molecular function: polysaccharide binding; scavenger receptor activity. The coding region runs from base 33 to 6068 and encodes 2011 amino acids. The record is from RefSeq and is a predicted model, not a curated record. Lineage: Eukaryota; Metazoa; Chordata; Aves; Galliformes; Phasianidae. Gene Ontology annotation, biological process: immune response.